Molecule: messenger RNA, 3641 nt
Organism: Lathyrus oleraceus (garden pea)
Lineage: Eukaryota; Viridiplantae; Streptophyta; Magnoliopsida; Fabales; Fabaceae
Product: putative pentatricopeptide repeat-containing protein At3g47840
Exons: 6
Coding region: 162-2399 (745 amino acids)
Biological process (GO): RNA modification
Molecular function (GO): protein binding; RNA binding
Source: RefSeq, a predicted model, not a curated record
UUUUCUUUUAAUAUUUUAACCACCCUAUCUGUUUCAAUUUACACCCCACCCCAUCAGACUUACUCCCCGUCUCCGAGUCUCUCCAUGUCCUCCAUAACAUUAGCCACCACGAGCACCGCCAUCGAGCUCCCUUUGCAUUCCUGUUGGGAGCCAGAGAGAAGAUGCACAUUUUCCAGAAACUAUUCAAUGGCUUCAGGCGACGUGUUUGGGUGAAUCGUUGUUAUGCUUCUUCUCCUGGCCUUGCCCUUGCUGAUUCAUUUCAUCUCAAUCCAGACAUUCCUCUAUGCUCAAGGAACCUCAACCCACCUCUCAAUUAUGUCUUUCCAGGAACUGACACUGAAUGCAGAGAUGUGAUCUGGCAGAGUAAACCGGAACAGCAAGCUCCAAUGGCUUAUUAUGUUCCAAAUAUGCUUGAACUUAACUCACAAAUUAAGCAACUAAUGAAACUGGGAAAACUUUGUGAAGCUAGGGAUAUGUUUGAUAAAAUGGCUCACAGAGAUGAGAUUUCAUGGACAAAUUUAAUAGCGGGUUAUGUCAAUGCCGCAGACUCGAAUGAAGCAUUGAUCUUAUUCUCAAAUAUGUGGGUCAACUCUGCACUUCAAAAGGACCAAUUUGUGGUUAGUGUUGCCCUCAAGGCUUGUGCACUUGGCACAAAUGUAUAUUUUGGAGAAUUAUUGCAUGGUUUUUCUGUGAAAUCUGGUUUGAUAAACUCAGUUUUUGUCAGCAGUGCCCUUGUAGACAUGUACAUGAAAGUAGGAAAAACAGAACAAGGUUGUAGCGUCUUUGAAAAAAUGACAACAAGAAAUGUAGUAUCAUGGACUGCCGUUAUUGUGGGGCUUGUACAUGCUGGUUACAGUUUGGAGGGACUAUUGUACUUUUCUGAAAUGUGGAGAUCAAAAGUGGGCUAUGAUUCACAUACAUUUGCCAUUGUUUUAAAGGCGUCUGCUGAUUCAGGUUUGUUACAUUAUGGGAAAUCCAUACACGGACAAACAAUAAAACAAGGCUUCAACGAAACUGCAUUUGUUAUUAAUAGUCUUGGUACCAUGUAUAGUAAAUGUGGGAAACCAGACUAUGUCAUGCGGUUAUUUGGAAAAACGAGGAUGCCGGAUGUAGUUUCAUGGACGAACCUCAUCACGACUUAUGUACAGAUGGGUGAAGAAAAACAUGCAUUGGACGCAUUUAAAAGAAUGAGAAAAUCUAACAUUGGUCCCAAUGAGUACACUUUUGCAUCUUUAAUUUCUGCUUGUGCGAAUCUCGCUAUUACUGAAUUGGGGGAACAAAUACAUGGCCAUGUAUUGCGUCUAGGUAUUGUAAAUGCCUUGUCGGUGGCAAAUUCCAUUAUCACUCUUUAUUCAAAAUGCGGGCUGUUACAUGAAGCUUCAUUGGUAUUUCAUGGUAUGCCUAGAAAAGAUAUUAUUUCUUGGAGCACUAUAAUUUCUAUUUAUUCUCAAGGAAAUCACGCAAAAGAAGCUUUCAACUAUCUAUCACGGAUGAGAACGGAAGGGCCGAAACCAAAUGAGUUUGCUCUUGCUAGUGUUUUGAGUGUUUGUGGAAGCAUGGCACUUCUUGAACCAGGUAAGCAGGUGCAUGCUCAUGCCCUGUGCAUUGGCCUGGAUCAUGAAGCAAUGGUUCAUAGUGCUCUUAUUAGUAUGUAUUCAAGGAGUGGAAAUCUGCAAGAGGCUUCAAAAGUCUUUGAUGGUAUAAACAAUACUGACAUCGUAUCAUGGACUGCAAUGAUUAAUGGGUAUGCCGAACAUGGUAACAGCCAAGAGGCUAUUAGCUUGUUUGAGAAUAUUUCUGGUGUUGGUUUAAUGCCAGACUAUGUGACGUUUAUUGGGGUUUUGACUGCUUGUAACCAUGCUGGAUUGGUUGAUCUUGGUUUCCACUACUUUAAGUUAAUGACUAAUGAGUAUCAGAUUGCUCCUUCAAAAGAGCACUACGGUUGCAUGAUUGAUCUUCUAUGCAGAGCAGGGCGGUUGAGUGAAGCUGAGCGUAUGAUACGAAACAUGCCAUUCCUUUGUGACGACGUUGUGUGGUCUACCUUACUCCGAGCAUGUAGGGAUCACAGGGAUGUUGACCGAGGAAGAUGGGCAGCAGAACAAAUGCUUCGCUUGGAUCCAAAUUCUGCUGGAACUCACAUCACUAUGGCUAACAUAUAUGCUGCCAGUGGAAGAUGGAAGGAAGUAGCACAUUUAAGAAAGUUAAUGAAGUCAAAGGGAGUCAUAAAGGAAUCAGGAUGGUCUUGGAUUAAUGUCAAUGAUCAAUUAAAUACAUUUGUUGCUGGGGAUCAAUCUCAUCCCCUAAGUGAACAUAUAACAACGGUUCUGGAAUUACUCAGCACGAGUAUAGGAGAUGCAAGGCAGGAUUUUGCUUCUAUUGUAGAAGAUAUCGAAGAUUAGAAGAGUUUCUUUCUUCAGUGGAGAAUGCUAAGAAUAGCUUUCCAUCAUCAAAGAAAAGGCGGCUGAACGGGAGCUCAGCCGAGACACUCCUCUUCACAAUGAGGACGACGCUUAUAAUCUUACUGCGGAAACUCUCAAGAGAGGCAAUGAUGAGGUUCUGGCAACAGUAGUAUUCUGCUCAGUCCCAUGCCAAAUCUAUCCAUUCGCAAACACUCCACUCCCCUUCAAAAACUCCCAAAGAUAUCCUCGAGUUUUAGAUGCCGACUCUAGUGCAUGGUUAAGACGUGUAUUUAUUCUUGUCAUAUCAGGAAUGGUUUCGAGGACACUUCUUGAUGUUUGAUUUUUGCAGCAUUGCUGUAUUGUCUGUUCUUGUUAGAAAUGGCUGAGAAGUGUUUUAAACAUGCAAUGGAUUUGAGUGGAUUGUUACCUCUAUGUUUUUCUUUUGGAUAUACUGAAGGAGUAUUAAAACUUGCAACUCUUGCUACAGCAAGGGACUUUAAUUACAAGGUUAAUCCAAAAGCCGCACACUCUUUGACUGAUUCUGAAGAGUAUCCUAGUUUGAAGAUUGGCAUGAUGCACUUGCUGUUGAAUCUAAAGAUGCAGAAACAAGACUGACCAACCAAUUCAGCUUAUUUGCAUCGCGUUGAGUCAGAAUAACUGGUGAUUUCAUGGUUAACGCGCCAUUGUGGAGCUUUCUGAAUUAAAAUGGCAUAGUAUAUUCAGAUGGCUCAUUCAAUGUCAAGAGGAGUUUUUACUCCAGACAAGGAGCCGUGGUUGAACUCCCUUUUUGCCUUCCGAAUAUCAAGUCAAGAAUGAAGUUCGCAUUCGGAGCAGAGUUUGGAGCUUUCGAGGUGUCUCUGUGCAGCAACUUUUGGUUUCUUUGGAAUCACAGCUGUAAUUUCGUUUUCGCGUCCCAAGGCAGUAUUGACGUCAAAGCAAAGAAGCUAUAAAAUACAGCUUCCACGAGGGUCAAAUGAAAGCUUUUAUAUGGUUGCUUGCGGCUCAUGCUAAAGGAAAUUAUCAGACGAAAGAGAUACCCGUAGAAGUACUUUUCAAGUCUAAAGAGUUUAUGAAAUAGUGAAGACUAAUAGUGCCUAAUAACUUAUCAAAUUAUUUAUGCAUCUAUAACAUUUCUUUGGGAAAAUAUUUGUCAAAUUGUUUGAGAAUGAUAAUUUGUUCAUUUAUUUUUUUGAAAAAUUGUCACUUUAUUUUUUCGAUGUAAUAUUAAUUAAAUUUUAUCAA